Molecule: messenger RNA, 348 nt
Organism: Dibothriocephalus latus
Lineage: Eukaryota; Metazoa; Platyhelminthes; Cestoda; Diphyllobothriidea; Diphyllobothriidae
Source: the annotation of a GenBank genome assembly
AUGUCGGCAACAAAGUCUAAGAAACGCGGUCGCGCGAGGACCCAAAGAUAUACAAGUAAUGUAUUUUCAAUGUUUACUGAGGCCCAAAUCAAUGAAUUUAAGGAAGCUUUCUCAAUAAUUGAUGGAUCUAAGGACGGAAUAAUUGACCAAAGUGAUUUAGAAGAAGUUUUCCGUUCGAUGGGGAAAAAUCCAUCUGAGGCGUAUCUGGAUGAGAUGUUGAAACAAGCCCCCGGUUGCAUCAACUUCACCAUGUUCCUGACGCUGUUUGGCGAGAAGAUGAUGGGUUGUGAUCCGGAGGACUCCAUUUUGAACGCAUUUGCAUGCUUUGAUCCGAACAACACCGGUUAG